AGUGAUGGAUGAGACAAAGGGACCCAGAAAUGGACAGAGACAGUGGGGAUGGGAGAGAACAAGCUUCAGGGGACUUGAGCCACGGGGAGGUCAAGGCUUGGUGUGGGAGCGGGUGAGCGGUGGCCCCAAAUAGAGCUGAUGGUCCCCCAUUGCCCCCCAGGAACCCCACUUAACCCCCUCUACCACAUUCGCAAUGCUGUGGCCAAUGUCAUCUGCUCCGUGGUCUUUGGGGAGCGAUAUGACCACAACGACCCAGAUUUCCGGGUCUUGCUGAACCUGCUGAAUGACAACUUCCAGAUCAUGAGUUCCCAGUGGGGCCAGAUGUACAACAUUUUCCCCUCCUUCCUGGACUGGAUCCCCGGGCCCCACCACCGCAUCUUCAGGAAUUUCCAGAAGUUACAGGCUUUCAUUUCCGAGGAGAUCAAGAAACACAAGGAGAGCAGACAGCCUGAGGAACCCCGAAACUUCAUUGACUUCUUCCUGGGCCAGAUGGAGAAGGAGAAGCAGGACCCCGGGAGCCACUUCUAUGAGGAGACCCUGGUGAUGACGACCCACAACCUCUUCUUUGGGGGGACGGAGACCACGAGCACCACCAUCCAUUACGGACUCCUGAUCCUGCUCAAGUACCCCAGCGUGGCAGAGAAGAUCCAGGAGGAGGUUGACAGCGUGGUGGGUCGGGAACGGCCCCCCUGCCUGCAAGACAGAGACCAUCUGCCCUACACGAAUGCUGUCAUCCACGAGAUCCAGCGUUUCAUCAGCGUGGUACCGAUGGGUCUUCCCCACGUCCUCACCCAAGACACCCACUUCCACGGCCACCUCCUACUCAAGGGUACCACCAUCAUUCCACUGCUGAUCUCGGCCCACCGGGACCAGGCCCACUUCAAGGACCCAGAAAACUUCAACCCCAACAACUUCCUGGAUGACGAGGGCAACUUCCAGAACAAUGAGGCCUUCAUGCCUUUUGCUCUAGGAAAGCGCAUCUGUCUCGGGGCAGGCCUGGCGCGGAUGGAAAUCUUCCUCUUCCUCACCACCAUCCUGCAGCGCUUCACCCUGCACUCUGUCAAGAGGCCCGAGGAGCUUGACCUCUCUCCCAAGUCCACAGGCCUGGGCAACGUGUCCCCGCCCUAUGAGCUCUACUUGAAAAUCCGCUGAGCCCCUAGCAAAAGGGACUCGUCAAACACAGCUGCCCCCCCCUCCCACCCAGGUCCUGUGUCCUGCGGCCAAUAAAACCCUAGAAUUUGGGCAAAGACAUUACUCAUGGAGGCUGGGGAGAGGGUGGGGGGAGAAGCGAAUGGCCAUGGAGAGAAGCUGCAGAAUACUGAGCAAGCUUUAGGCAGCAUCCACUGCACUCCCUCCCACAGCCGGGUCUCCAAAAGAAAUGACCCCCGGUGGUUCCUCUGGGGCCACCUCCAUUCAAGAGCCAAAUCCCAUAAGCCCCAACUGAUGUGCUUCCUAGUCAUCCACAGAAUGCAAUUAGCUCAGAGCAAAGACAAGUACUAUAGCACGGUGAGAAAAAGCACAUCCCCCCAUAAACUGGGGACCCCCUCUCUCCCAAACAAGCCAUCAGCAGAAGGAGCAGACGCGUGCAGGGACAACGAGGGAGAACACAUCUGGAGGGAACAUCUGGGGCAGCUGUGGAGAGACAUACACCUGGGGACCACAGGGACACGGUUAGCCAGGCUGCACACCCUCCAUUGCUAAGGGAACAAUGACAUCCUCUCUCAGUGCGAUCCCACGGCUUCUGAUGCUCCUGCUCCCUUCUGAGCCUUCCCAGCGGCCAUACCCACAUGGAGGCUCUGCCAUGGUUUUUUCUGGACCCCAGAACUGUGUGAGCUCUUCUCAAGGGAAAGGCCGAUUUCCCUCCUCGAGGCAAGCAUUCUCUCACUCCCAGGUCAUAGCCCUAGAAGCCAGGGUCCUUUGGAACACAGACCAGCCCAGACAGCUAAGAAGAGUUCCUGAGUAUUUCAGUCUGUCUCUGAACAGGCUUCUUCCUGCUGAACCAAAUCCAGGUCCCCAUUCCAGGCCUCUCUCUGACUCUGGUUUGGAAAAUUUCCUUUCCCUCCAAUCAGUCCCUGAUUCUCAGUCCCUCUGAGCCCAUUGCAGGGGGGGAUGCCUUCCAACAAACAUCAAACAUGGUUCUGAGGGA
Messenger RNA from Sarcophilus harrisii (Tasmanian devil), 2146 nucleotides. Its product is annotated as cytochrome P450 2F2-like. The coding region runs from base 139 to 1152 and encodes 337 amino acids. Gene Ontology annotation, molecular function: heme binding; iron ion binding; oxidoreductase activity, acting on paired donors, with incorporation or reduction of molecular oxygen, reduced flavin or flavoprotein as one donor, and incorporation of one atom of oxygen. The record is from RefSeq and is a predicted model, not a curated record. Lineage: Eukaryota; Metazoa; Chordata; Mammalia; Dasyuromorphia; Dasyuridae. Gene Ontology annotation, cellular component: cytoplasm; intracellular membrane-bounded organelle. Gene Ontology annotation, biological process: xenobiotic metabolic process. The transcript is spliced from 6 exons.